AUGCCGCAUCGCACCAUUCAUCUUUUCCGGAAGGGACUUCGGCUUCACGACAACCCAACGCUGCUGGCCGCGCUGGAGUCCUCGGAGGUCAUUUACCCUGUCUACAUCCUGGACAGAAAGUUCAUGACGUCUGUGAUGCACAUCGGGGCCCUGCGGUGGCAUUUUCUGCUGCAGUCCCUGGAGGAUCUCCAGAAAAACUUGUGUCAGCUGGGCUCUUGCUUGCUGGUUAUUCAAGGAGAGUAUGAGUCUGUUCUUAGAGAUCACAUCCAGAAGUGGAAUAUCACACAAGUGACUCUGGAUGCAGAGAUGGAACCGUUUUACAAGGAAAUGGAGGCCAACAUACGACGUCUGGGAGAAGAGCUGGGGUUUGAGGUGCUUUCUCUGGUGGGCCACAGUCUGUACGACACCAAACGGAUUUUGGAUCUGAACGGUGGGACUCCUCCAUUAACAUACAAGAGGUUCCUUCACAUUCUGUCUCUGCUCGGCGACCCUGAGGUGCCUGUCCGAAACCUUACAGCUGAAGACUUCCA
This is a messenger RNA of Fulmarus glacialis (Northern fulmar), 530 nucleotides long. Its product is annotated as cryptochrome-1-like. The annotation marks the transcript as partial. NCBI's taxonomy places the organism in Eukaryota, Metazoa, Chordata, Aves, Procellariiformes, Procellariidae. Gene Ontology annotation, biological process: entrainment of circadian clock by photoperiod; circadian regulation of gene expression. The record is from RefSeq and is a predicted model, not a curated record. The transcript has 2 exons. Gene Ontology annotation, molecular function: DNA binding; FAD binding. Gene Ontology annotation, cellular component: cytoplasm; nucleus.